AUGGCCACCCCAGCGCGCACGCAGCCGCCAUGGAAGGAGCCCACGUCGACAGAACCAGCAAAGCUCAAGGUGUGGAACUCUCUGACAAGGUCGAAAAACGACUUUGUCCCCAUUGAUCCCGAGGGUAAGCUCGUGAAAUGGUACAGCUGCGGCCCCACAGUGUACGACGAUGCCCAUCUUGGACACGCGCGGAACUAUGUCACCAUUGAUGUCCUGCGGAGAAUCCUGGCUGGCUACUUUGGCUACAACCUGCAGUUUGUCCAGAACAUCACCGAUGUCGACGACAAGAUCAUCCUGAGAGGACGCCAGCAACAUGUCCUCGCACAGUACAAGGCCGAGAACCCGACAAUAUCAGACCAGGUCGCUGCUACAACCGUGGCCGCGUUCGAUGCCUACGUGAAGAAGAACCUCCCGCUUCUGAGCGCCGAGCUUGCACCGGAGGACUUCAACAAGGAGUCGGCUGAAAAGUACGCCCACGUCAUCGCUGGAAAGUCGGAGGACGGAUCCGGCGCGCCAGGCGACAAGGAGGCCAAGAUCAAGAUGCACCUGAAGACAGUAGGCACGGCGGCAACAGCACUGCUCGCCCCUUCGAAAACGACUCCAGAAGACGUUGAGCUGUUCUACGGCGGCGCCGAAGAGGUGCUGCUGCCCUACCUCGACUCAGUCCACGGCUCCAAGAUCGACGCUAGUGACCACACUGUUUUCACCAAGCUCACGCAAAAGUACGAGGCGCGUUUCAUGCAAGACAUGAGGAACCUGAACGUCCUCGAUCCUGAUGUCGUAACUCGAGUCACCGAGUAUGGCGAUCAGAUUGUCACCUUUGUCGACAAGAUUGUCGACAAUGGCUUCGCCUACAAGACCUCGGACGGCUCCGUCUACUUUGACAUUGACAGCUUUGAGAAGAUCCCUGGCAACCACUACGCCCGCCUGGAGCCUUGGAACCGGGGAGACAAGGGAUUGCAGGCCGACGGUGAGGGGGCUCUGUCGCAGCAGAAGACAUCGGAGAAGCGCAGCGAGGCCGACUUUGCCUUGUGGAAAUCCAGCAAGCCCGGAGAGCCAGCGUGGAAGUCGCCGUGGGGUCCCGGGCGACCGGGUUGGCACAUCGAGUGCUCUGUCAUGGCCAGCGAUGUGCUGGGCAACCAGAUGGAUAUCCACUCGGGUGGUAUCGACCUGUGCUUCCCUCACCACGACAACGAACUCGCACAGUCAGAGGCACACUGGUCCGGCGACAAGGGUGGUCACCAGUGGGUCAACUACUUCCUGCACAUGGGCCACUUGUCGAUAUCUGGCAGCAAGAUGUCGAAGAGUCUGAAGAACUUCACAACCAUCCGGGAAGCAUUGGCGCGAGGAGACUGGACCGCCCGCAGUCUGCGCAUCAUCUUCCUGAUGGGAGGGUGGCAUGACGGCAUUGAGAUCACACCCGCCAUGCGCAAGGGCGGCUCUGGGUGGGAGAGCAGCAUCAGCAACUUCUUCUACAAGGUUCGCGACCGCGAGGUGAACCCCAUGAUGGACUCGACCGGCAACGAGGACGAGAGCAUCCUGGAGGCCUUUGAGCAGGCGAAGCAGAAGAUUCACAAUGCGCUUGCGGACUCGUUCGACACACCCGCUGCGACUCGCGCCAUCUCGACGCUAGUCACAGCUUGCAACUCUGCCAAGCCCGUCGACCUGUCUGACAGCGUUGCAUUCGACGUUGCUCGCUACAUCACACGCAUCGUUCGCAUCUUUGGUCUCGAUGGCAACGCCGAUCCGUAUGACGGCGGCAUCGGCUGGGCGGGCAUCGACAUCCCCUCAGAGGCAAAGGAGUUUGUGUACGCUGCCGCUCGCGAUCGCGACGAAGUCCGAAAGCACGCCGUCGCUGGCGACUUGUCAGGCGAGGUCCUCGAGUCCAUCAUCGCGCAGCACAGGCCCACGCAACAACAAGACGCCAAGGCCAUCCCCUACGCCAAAGUCCUUUCCACGUUCCAGGAGAGCCUGCGCAAUCUUUCCGAGAAGAAGGCUCCCGCCAAGGACUUCCUUGCGCUUUGCGAUGCACUCCGCGACACACAUCUCUGGGACCUCGGCAUCUACCUCGAGGACCGCGAGAACCUGCCCUCGAUGGUUCGCCCCGUCGACGCGGAGCUGCGCUUCGCACGCGAAGAGAAAGAGACCAUCGCCCGCCAAAAGGCCGAGGCUAAGCUCCAGCGCCAGCGCGAGGAGGCAGAGAAGCAGGCCAAGCUGGCUGCGCAAGCCAGGAUCAACCCUAGCGACAUGUUCAGGACCGCCGAGUACAGCGCAUGGGAUGCUGACGGGUUGCCGCUCAAGGACAGGGAGGGCAAGGAGCUCUCCAAGGGCGCGAGCAAAAAGGUCAAGAAGGAGUGGGAGAAGCAGAAGAAGCUCUACGACGAGCACCUGAAGAGCGCUGGUGCGUUGUAG
Messenger RNA from Didymella exigua CBS 183.55, 2412 nucleotides. RefSeq lists its product as uncharacterized. Gene Ontology annotation, biological process: cysteinyl-tRNA aminoacylation. Gene Ontology annotation, molecular function: cysteine-tRNA ligase activity; ATP binding. Lineage: Eukaryota; Fungi; Ascomycota; Dothideomycetes; Pleosporales; Didymellaceae. Bases 1 to 2412 code for a protein of 803 amino acids. The transcript has 2 exons. The record is from RefSeq and is a predicted model, not a curated record. Gene Ontology annotation, cellular component: cytoplasm.